Schistosoma bovis is the source of this 531-nucleotide messenger RNA. The record is from the annotation of a GenBank genome assembly. NCBI's taxonomy places the organism in Eukaryota, Metazoa, Platyhelminthes, Trematoda, Strigeidida, Schistosomatidae.
AUGCCUACUAAAUUAUUCAACAAUGAUGACAAUUAUAAUACUACUAUUAGUAGUAGCAGUAGUAGCCAGCUCAAAAAAACACGAUCACAAAAACAUGUGAAAGUUUCACAUGUGUACCAUGAAGCUCUCAGUCUUAUGAAUGAACAAGCAUUCACCACUAAUAUCAAAGCAUAUAAUCAUGAUAAUGAUGAUGAUAUUCAUCCUCAUCCUCAUGACGAUAAUCCAAUUGAUCAUGGACAUACUGUUAUGACGAUGAAUACAACAUUUCCGAAUUCAAAAUAUGCUUGUUGUUACAUCGAACAUGAUCAACUAAUUGAAGACUGCGCCUGUCGUCUAAUUCAAUCAUUAGAUGUGGAUUGUCUACUAAAAUCAGCUGAUGAUUGUCCUUUGGAUGGUGGCGAUGAUUUUGGUGAUGAUAGUGGAAGUUGGGCAGAAACACACUUUCUAUGUGGUUUACAUAUGGCUAGUGAAUUAGUUGAAUUUGCUAAAGCUUUAAACAACAUACUUUUCCAUGGUAGUAUGUUGUUGUAA